AAUCAAUAACAAACCCUGCAAGUGCGAGGGGAACUUCACUCAAGUACAUUCCAUGAUGUCAUACUUCAUCAUCUCCCAUUAUAUGGCAUCACAGUUAUGGCGAAUGUUAAGCAGCUACCCGAUGUUUUCCAUUCAUUCAUAAGGGCUUACCUUAGACAUUUCCCUUCUAAAUAUCUAGUAGUUAACCUCAAUUUUGGAACACUGAAUUAGUAAAUAUUUUGAACCAAGAUCCAGCUGUUCAAAAUGGUAGCUAUUCGAAUAAGCAACUCCAUGAACGCCCUACGAGCCGCUUGUACUCGCGCUCCUCAAACCUACCGCACUUUUACCACCGGCUCUCGCUGUUACGCACAAGGCUACGGCGAUGGAAAAGGAAACCCUAUCCAAGACAACCCUCAAAGCCAACCGCCUUCGAGCGACUUACAGCAAGCGUCAGAGCACCCGGGCCCCGACCCCCCGGACGUAGGCCAGAAAGCCAACAGCGGGCCGACCAAAGCCGGGCUUAACAAGAGCAUGAAAGACGCCGCAGCGCGGGAGUCCGGCCAGAAACAACCCAAGACCCCCGAAGACGCCAGCGCGCAGUCGGGCGGCUCGCGGUCGAAGGAAGCGACGGAGACGGGAGGAAGUCCCACAGGAGGCAGCAUCGCCAACGCGGCGAGCCAGAGCGGAGGUGAGGCGCUGAAAGGUCCGCAGGGCAAGGGAGCACCUAGCCCCAAGAUCUAUAACCAGGCCAUACCGGCCGUCAAGUCCGGACUGAGUGACGAGCAGAAGCAGGAAGUCGAAAGGCAUAACGCGGACUUCGAGAAGCGGCAUGAUCGCGCCGCGCCGGCGUCUGAGGAUAAGGUUGAUCCGAAAUUUUGGAAGGGGACGUGAGUACAUGCGUGUUGCUCGUUGUACUUUUUAUCUUUGCUGUAUUAUAUUGAAUUUAUUGAAAUUGGUGGUUUUGCUGCCGUUAUUUGCUGCCGCGUUUUAAUGUAGUACAUUGUAACUGACUUAUCGUGGACACAGCGGUGGUCGUAACCAAACCCCAGGGGUUGAUUGGAAUGCGUAGGUGAUGGGUCGAUGUUGUGCCAUUGUUUCUGCUACACACGUUCAGGGGGUAUUCCAAUGUAGAUAUUCUUAUGUCCUUGUAUCAUCAUUAUACUCAUACUCAUUGGUGCUUCACUGUUCGAAUGAUA
This is a messenger RNA of Annulohypoxylon maeteangense, 1175 nucleotides long. RefSeq lists its product as uncharacterized. The coding region runs from base 244 to 870 and encodes 208 amino acids. The transcript has a single exon. NCBI's taxonomy places the organism in Eukaryota, Fungi, Ascomycota, Sordariomycetes, Xylariales, Hypoxylaceae. The record is from RefSeq and is a predicted model, not a curated record.